This is a messenger RNA of Adelges cooleyi (spruce gall adelgid), 1486 nucleotides long. RefSeq lists its product as uncharacterized. Bases 141 to 1313 code for a protein of 390 amino acids. The transcript is spliced from 9 exons. NCBI's taxonomy places the organism in Eukaryota, Metazoa, Arthropoda, Insecta, Hemiptera, Adelgidae. Gene Ontology annotation, cellular component: membrane. The record is from RefSeq and is a predicted model, not a curated record.
GACCGUUACUUGUCGCCCAAAACCUACUUACUCAGCACCCUAUAUAAUAGGCAGGGAACUCGGUAGGUUUCGGCAAGCCUACGACUAGCUGUAUUAUUUCAAGAAGCUUCAGUGUGUCAGAGAACCUACAGUGCGCGAACAUGAUGAAUCUCAAGUGUAUAAUUUAUGUGUUUGGAAUAUUUUUGUUUAACAAAACGUUUGCUGACCGGUAUACAGCAGAUUAUAUACUUCACUCGGAAGUGGAUUUUGACAUCACAGUCGUUUACAGACUACGAGGAAACUCCAUAAACUCGGUUAAAUGUGCGAGGCCGGAUCAAUUUUUCGACGAUUUCAAGAAUUACGGAUGUGAUGGUGGCGAAGUUCAUUCCAGGACUAACGCUAUUGGUGUUCCGAUCACAUUUAAUGGAAGAGUUUUGAGGUCGAAGAACAAAGACCUAGAAUUCAUUGUAGACUCGCAUUACCGUGGAAAUUAUUUUACAAAAAAUCACGUCGAGUACGACCCGUUGUAUUGGAAUAUCUGUUCAACGUACGAGAAAUGGAUACCUUUCAUAGGUUUCGAAACCAGACAGGCUGCAGGAAGUCUGUUACAGAACAACAUACUAGGUCAUUCGAGCACGUUUAAUAUCAGUUGGACGCCAAAAGAAACCGCUAAAGGAUGUGUAUCAAUAACAUAUAGAUCAGACAGCUGGUCCGAGGAUUAUAAACAUUUAAUGAUUUAUGAAAGAGGCAAUAGUGAGCCAAUUAUAUCACAUAAACUAAAAACUACGACACGACCUCAGGACGAAUCGGCGACGGUAAUACUGCGAACCGACAGCUUGUUUUUAGAAAAUUCAACUUAUGAUCUGGUUAUAAGUCAUCCCAAGACGGUUUUCAAAAAAAGGUUUGGAAUCAAAAGAAUAGCUGAUUGCAAUAAUGAAGACGGAGACAUUUAUGAAAUAUCUGCAAGUGAAAUUAGAUCAAGUAAAAUUCAUAAAGCCAGCGCUUAUUAUUUAAACGGUGCUGAGCCAAAGGAUUCGGUGUAUUCUAACAAAGAGUGCGGAUUAAACAGAUUUGGAGCCGACUGUUCCGGAAUAUGCUCGACGCGGAACAUGGAGUUUUGUAAGCUUAAGCUAUUUUGCACUUCACGUUAUGGAUGCUCGUGUGCACCUGGCUAUACUGGACGUUUUUGUGACGAAGAUUGUCCGUCAGGAACGUUUGGUCGUGAUUGUCAACAAACGUGUCCCAAAAACUGUCCAAAUGCAUGCGACGUCUUUACGGGCGUGUGCCUCAGAGGGUGCGAACAAAAUCCACCAAAUUGCCCAGAAAGUACAUAAAUUCAGCCCAAAAACACAUAAUUUGAUAUAUGCAACUAGCAACAGAUUAUGUAUAUUUAAAAUAAAAAACAGACGAUAACACAUUGUGUACUUAUUUAUGUCCAAUAAAAAAUUAAUAUCAAUCUACCUGUUGAUUUAAAAAAAUGUUGAAUGUAUUAUAUGUGAUUAUUAAA